AAACUUAACCGUAAUAACUAUUUUAUGUGUUUGUUUCUUUCAUUAGUAGUGAAUCUUUUCAUCUUUUUCUUUGCUAUAAACCUAAACAAUCUUGAUUUGUUCAAAAUGAAAGUGAUUGACAAGCUCAAAUUUCCAAAAGAAUCUCUCAAAAUCAUCAAUCCUACACCCCAUUAUGAGAAUUUCAAUGAAUCCCAUUUCAUAUCUCUAAUCCAUAGUUCCAGAAACAUUCUUCAGCUUCAACAAAUCCAUGGCCAAAUCAUUCGAAAAAACUUUUCAUCCAAUAGUAGAAUUGUUACUCAGUUGAUAUCUUCAGCUUCUUUACACAAAUCCAUUAACUAUGGUUUGUCAAUUUUUAGUUGUUUUCUUGAUAAAAAUGUGUUCUUGUUCAAUGUUUUGAUUAGAGGGUUAAAGGAGAACUCUUUAUUUGAGAAGUCCAUUUUGUAUUUUAGGAAAAUGGUUAAAAUGGGUGUUAGACCUGAUAAGCUUACGUAUCCGUUUGUGUUGAAAUCAGUGACGGCAUUAGGUGAUAAGCGAGUUGGUGGGGUUGUUCAUUGCGGGAUUUUGAAGAUGGGUUUGGAGUAUGAUACGUUUGUGAGGGUUUGUUUGGUUGAAAUGUAUGUUAAAGCUGAGUUGGUUGAUUUUGCAUUGCAACUGUUUGAUGAAAGUUCUGAGAGAAAUAAAGUUGAGAGUGUGAUUUUGUGGAAUGUUGUGAUUAAUGGGUGUUGUAAGAUUGGACGGGUGAGUAAGGCGUUGGCGUUGUUUGAGGAAAUGCCUGAGAGGAAUGUGGGUUCUUGGAAUACUUUGAUUAGUGGGUUGUUGAGGAAUGGGGAGGUGGAUAAAGCAAUGGAGCUUUUUGAUGAGAUGACGAAUGAAAAGAAUGUUGUUUCUUGGACUUGUAUGAUUCAUGGGUUAAUGCUUAAUGAAUUGCACCAAAAGGCUCUGGAUUUGUUUUUUAAGAUGGUGGAAGAAGGUGUGAAGCCGAAUGGUUUAACUGUUGUAUCUGCUCUUUCUGCUUGUGCGAAAACUGGGGCACUAGAGGCAGGGAAAAAGAUUCAUGAUAAUAUUGUGAACAAUGGGCUCCAUUUGAAUGCAGCAGUUGGUAAUGCUUUGCUUGAUAUGUAUGCAAAAUGCGGUUAUAUUGAGUCUGCAAGCCUGGUUUUUAGUGGAUUGAAGGAGAAGGAUAUCCGUACGUGGAGUAUUAUGAUAUGGGGUUGGGCAAUUCAUGGACAUGUAGAUAAAGCUCUUAGGUGUUUUGAACAGAUGAGAUUGACUGGAAUCAAACCUGAUGGAGUUUCUGUCCUUGCUGUUUUAACCGGAUGUUCUCAUGCUGGACGGGUGGAUCAGGGCCUUCAAAUCUUUGAUGGCAUGCAGCGUCAGUUCUCAAUUGAGCCCACUAUGAAACAUUAUGCUGCAGUAGUAGAUCUACUUGGCAGGGCUGGCCGAUUUGAUGAGGCCUUGAAAUUUAUUGCAAGUAUGCCCUUGGAGCCAGAUUACGUUAUUUGGGGUGCACUUUUUUCUGCUUGCAGAGCUCACAAGAACAUUGAAAUGGCAAAAGUUGCAUCCGAGAAGCUCCUACAGCUUGAGCCAAAGCAUGCUGGGGGCUAUGUGUUUCUGUCUAAUGUUUAUGCAGGAGCAGGGAGAUGGGAUGACGUAGAAAGAGUUAGAAGUUCAAUGAAGAACAAAAAUGUUGAAAAGGAUCCUGGAUGGAGCUCAAUGGAGGUGGCUGGUCAAUUGCAUACAUUUGUUGCUGGUGAUAGUGCUCAUACACGUAAGCAGGAAAUAUACUUGAAAUUGGAGGAAAUCAUUACUGGAGCUAAACAACAAGGUUACAUGCCUGAAACUGAGUGGGUGCUUCAUAACAUUGAUGAGGAAGAGAAGGAGGGAGCAUUGGGAAGUCAUAGUGAAAAGUUAGCACUUGCUUUUGGGCUCAUUAGUACUGGUCCUGGUGUGAUCAUUAUGAUUGUGAAGAACCUUAGAGUGUGUGGGGACUGCCAUUCUCUAAUGAAGUAUGUCAGCAGGAUGAGUCAAAGGGUGAUUGUGUUAAGAGAUAUAAAGAGAUUCCACCAUUUCAAAGAUGGAGUUUGUUCCUGUAAAGAUUACUGGUGAACUAAUAGCAGGAGUCAAGCAUCCGAUACAUAUCUUGUGUUCAGUGCCAACACUUAUCAAAGAUGGAAUCUUAAAACAGAUGGAUUAUAGAUGGAGUGUCUAUCGUGUAGUCCCCUCAGCUCACCAUGUGCUAAGACAUAAUGUUACAUCAUACUGUUAGCACAGGGUUUGACAAGACUUUUCUUGUUCUCCUCAUCGUCAGCAUGAUUGCCUACUUCUGUUUACUGGAGAGGCUUUUGGUGAGGAAAGACUACACCUUAAUUGUCAUCAUAUUCCAGAAAGAAAAUCUUAAAUAAUGCUUGUUUACAGGUUAUUUGGAAAGAAUCAUGUCCAUAUGAUUUACAAGUUUUGUCAUAAUUCUUUUGUGGAAAACAGCAUGGAAAAAUAGAUUGUUAUUGGCAUUGGGUAAUGCAUUGGCAUGUCUCUGUUGUUUGCUUUCUGUUUUUUUGUGAAUUGGCUUAUGCAAUAUCUGCUUCUUUCAUAAGAAUUAGAAUGCGGUUUUUAAGUGAGUCAUUUCAGAAAACUAUGUUGGCUAAGCUCACAAUCACAAAACAGAGAAAUUAAAAUGGAUUUUGGCAUUUACAUGGUUUAUGCUAAAUCAUCACUCAUUUUUCUUCGCUAGUAUAUCUGACUACUUUCUUGUGACUGGUACAUGGUUUCAGUUAGAGGUCAUCGCCUCAUCAGCAUAGACAAAGCUCAGUUUUUUGCGAUUGGGCUGAAGUUAAGAAUGUCACUUGUUGCUUCAACUGCUGAAGAUUCACAUAUCCAAGAGAGACAAUAGUCGUAACGGAUGUGGCAUUUGGCAUCCUCAAUGUGUGUGGCAACUUGAAUAACAGUAAGGAGUCUAGUCUUCUGUACCCUUGUCAAGCAGGAACUGUGUCACCUGUUUAGUUGGACAGGUAACAAAGCAAACCCCAUACUUGCCCGGGACAAUAGCACAGUCCGAUAAUGUGAAGAAAUGGACCUCAGCCCUAACUUAACCCCAAUAACUAGCUAAUAAAGCGAGAUUGCCCCAAACCACUGGCAAAUAACCAGGUCUCACAACGACGAGCACACUCAAGGCUGGACAACUGGAGUGUGGACAAUAUAACAUGAGGAUCCGACGUUGGAUCAACCAAGAGUUGGACAUGAGGUAGUGAUAAUCAUGUGCUUAGUGAUUUGCAAGUUUGUUACAAUUCUCUUGUUUCUUAUUUGGAAAAAUAGAUUCUUAUUGGCAUUUGGUAAAUGUAUUGUCAUGUCUGUCAUUUGCUUUAUGUUUUGUUGUGAAUUGGCUUAUGCAAUAAUAUCUACUUCUUUCAUAAAAA
Solanum lycopersicum (tomato) is the source of this 3410-nucleotide messenger RNA. Its product is annotated as pentatricopeptide repeat-containing protein At1g04840. Gene Ontology annotation, biological process: RNA modification. The record is from RefSeq and is a predicted model, not a curated record. Gene Ontology annotation, cellular component: intracellular membrane-bounded organelle. Lineage: Eukaryota; Viridiplantae; Streptophyta; Magnoliopsida; Solanales; Solanaceae. Gene Ontology annotation, molecular function: protein binding; zinc ion binding; RNA binding.